Molecule: messenger RNA, 285 nt
Organism: Suillus plorans
Lineage: Eukaryota; Fungi; Basidiomycota; Agaricomycetes; Boletales; Suillaceae
Exons: 1
Source: RefSeq, a predicted model, not a curated record
UACUGCCUCAGUGGUGUUGUUGAUCCGUUCUGGUGCAACUGGCCAUUCACAGAUCCAACUUGGUUUCUGACUCCGGACACAUUACACCAUUGGCCUCACGAAUUCUAUGAUCAUGAUGUACAGUGGUGUAUCAGAAUCAUCGGCAUGGAGGAGCUUGACUUUUGUUUCUCUGUCUUACAACCACUCAUGACAUUCAGACAUUUCAAACAGGGUAUCUUGACGCUCAAGCAAGUCACCGGAAGAGCACAGCGUGACAUGCAGCAUUACUUUGUUGCUGUAAUGUAA